CAACAACCGGUCGCCAAGCCCGAGCCCUGGUUCCAACUGGAGGAGACUGUUGGUAUAGUCCCAUAGGUGGGUAUACAUAUGGAGCACCCUGUGGUCGAGUUCAAGACACGCAGUCCAGUGCCUGUGCAGAUCACAGUACUAAGGGCCAGAAAUUUGAAAGGGAGCAAAGGCGAGAGCCCAGUUACUUAUGUCCGUGUGGAGUAUAAUAACUUGCAACUUGGAGACUCCGGAAAAUUGCAGAUGUCAGAAAAUGAAAUAGAGUACAACUUCACAACCAGCUUUGACUGCACACUUGAUGGGAUUCAAGGAUUAGACAACCUGGUACACAAACCUGUAAUUUUGACAGUAAUUGAGGUUUUACCAAAAGAGAAGAAAAAAAAAGAUGAGAAGAUUAUUAUCCUCGGCCAAGCCACAGUGGACCUUUUGCCCCUGGCUCAAGGAGAAUGUGCAUUCACAAAGACCAUGACACUCCAUCCUUUAGCAGGAACUGGUUUGGAGCAAAAUGCAUCAGAGGAAACAAAGUCCCAGGUGGAUAUUGCUGUGUCCGUCCUAGAACCAUUGCUUUCUGAAGCCCAGUUAGAACAGUCAAAUCUUCUGAGAAUCACAACAGAGUCUGCCUACUCAGUACCUGAUAUCUGGGCCCUCACUGGGCCACAGUUUAACUAUAUGGUUUCUCUGUUUCUGCCAACUGCUACUUCGAAGGAAUUUCGUGUGUUAUUUACUAAUGGGAUUCUGAAAGGGGAAAAGGAGCCCAGUAUCAGACCGAAGAGAUGGCCAGUAAGCAACAUCACUGCAAUUGGAGCCCAAAAUAUCCCAGAUUCUUUCAUAGAGAUUAGUCCUUUUGAGGAUGAGGAUGGGGAAUUAAAUCGCAAAGAGGAUUUGGCAUUUAGAACAGAGGCAGAAAGUGACAAGAAGCAUGUCACAUGGAACAUAGAGAGACGCUGUUUUAUGGAGCCUGAGGCUUUGAUAAGACUGCAGAAGUACAUAGCUGAAUCCAUGUACAUCCCUGUGGAGAUCAAGCGUAUACCAUUAGCCCCUCCAACUAAGGCAGGAGGAAAAACCAGCAAAAUUGAAAAGACAGAAGAAGAAGGACCUGUCUCAUUCCAUGGUGUAGCAUAUGUUAAUAUGGCUCCUUUAUUGUAUCCAGGAGUGAAGCGGAUUCGAGGAGCAUAUCCAAUCUUCCCUUUCAAUGAAUUUGAUAUAAUUGAAAAGACAAAACGCAAGAACCGGGAAGCUUCUGGUGUUCCAGGUGGAUUGAAGGGUGCAGCUUCACAUCCCAAAAAUCCCUUUAAUAAGAUUAAAGAUGAUAAAACACCGAAGGAAAUACAUAAGAAGAACUCAGUCAAUUUGAAGUCAAUAAUGCUGGAUCAUAUGUUGGAGUCAGAAGUGCCAAAUGUAGCUAAUGUGGAAGGAGAGCAAUAUGCAGAAGCUAGGUCAUACAUUGUUCUGGAGUUUACUUUGUCAAAACCUUUGGUGCAGAAGCGACUCCGUGAGGAACUUGUUCAAAGGGUUGCGGAGAUAAUUCCCCCUCGGCCAUUAUUCCCGCGUAGAACAGGUGGAGCAGAUAAGGCUGUAGCUGACUACCACACUCAGAUAAUCAGUGUGGCCAAAAUCAUCAUGGAUGAAUAUCAGGAAAUGUUUGGACAAAAACUAACUGAAGGAAAACUCUCACAAGAAUACCAGGACCAGGAGGAGCGCAAACAUAAACUAAUAUUUGAGUUGAACACUUCAGGAAAAUACUUCGCCUUUAAAGAACAGCUUAAGCAUGCAGUUGUGAAAAUUGUGCGUGAGAAGUACUUGCAGACUGUGGCCUUUGAGAAUAGAGAACAGCUUCAGACAUUCCUGAACGAGUUGUAUAUUUACUUGGUGGAUCAGAUGCACUGUUGCCUGAACAAGAUGUUGCAAGUGGAUCCCCCAGAUCCUAUUCCAGAAUCAUUCCUUGGUUCUGCACAGUUAAAACACUUUGCUAAAGAAGCUGAAAUGAACAAGGACUUUGAACUAGCAAGUAAAUACCAUCAAGAGAGAUUAGCACGCGACAGGAAUAAUGCUGAUCACUGGUUUGACUAUGGUACUUUCUACCUCAUGUUAAAGGACCACAGCAAAGCAGAGGAGUGCUUCCGUGAGGCUGUUGCUGUAAACCAGGAGCAUAUAUCCAGCCUUAUUCUGUGUGGUAUUCUAGCAUGUAUGAAUGAGCAUUUUGAAGACGCUGACAGCUUUUUUGAGAGUGCCAGGUGCUUUGAACCAAAUAGUGUGUUAGCUUGGACAAUCCAGGGGCUGUUCUAUGAAAGUCAGGAUCGUACAAUUCUCUCUGAAAUGGCCUUUGCUGAGGCAAAAAAGCUUCAAACAGCAGCUGACACAGUGAAGAAGUCAUUGGAUGAUGUGAUCAUUGACAAGUCAAAGGAAACAGAGGUUCCUGAACCUGAACCUGACGGUGAUAAAAAAGAUCAACAAGCUGCAACAGAUGAAAUUGAACCUGCAGUCCAGGAGACCCCGAGUACAAUGUCUGCUGCAACCCCUAUUGGAACAUCUGCUGAUAUAGUUCCAAAAGUUGCAUCUUCAAUCAUCAAUAAAAAGAGGAGAUCUUCUCUUAAGGAACUGCCAAAGCUCAUUGAUGUUAAUGAGAGUGCAACAGUAGUCCAGCCGGAUGAGCCAGUGCCUGCUCCUCCUGUUCCUGAACCCCCACCAAGAGAGACCAUUCCUGUAUGUUCAAGAAGUAUCUACAUGGAAGCAGCAAAGUUUCUUUUGGAUGUUUAUGCUUUGCAGUUUGCAACAAGAGCCUUGGCACAUGAGAUGCUUUUAGGUGAAAUUGGACUAAGUUGUGAGUAUCAUGUGAUUCUGGCCCGGCUUUACAUACUUCAGGAGGAGUUUGCAAAAGCAGAGGAGUCUCUUGCGGAAGCAAGUCGAAUUGACCAUAAAAAUCCAGACCUGUGGGCUUUGCUGGGACAUCUAAGCUAUAUGAAAGAAAACUAUAGCAAGGCUAAGGAAUAUUAUGAACGUGCUUUGUGUUAUGUGAAUGAUGCACUUGACAUGCAUUCCAUCUGCCUGAGACUAGGCUCCAUCUACUUGCAGGAAGAAAAGUUUCAAUCAUAUAAAUCAGCCAAAUCUACCUACCUUUUCACCUCCAAGAGAGCACCAUCCUGUUUGUCCUGGCUAGGGGUUGGCAAAGCCUGUUACCGACUGAAUGAACUGACAAAUGCUGAAGAUGCACUCUGUGAAGCAAAUAUUCUAUGUAACAUGAAUGCAGAGGUCUGGGGCUAUCUCACACUGGUGUGCUUAAAGACAGGGAGAAAGCUAGAAGCGGAGCAAACCUAUAAAUAUGCAUUAAAGUUAAACCUCCAAAAUAGAAAGCUCCUUGAUGAGAUUAAUCAGCUGCAGAAAACACUUGGCUUUGGAAAUCCAUCACUUUGAACCAAUUGCAAUCCAUCCGUUCUUAUCUUAGCUUCAUGCGUCUCUGAACAGCCUUUAAUUUUGUUCUGUUGUCAUUUGUUAUACAUCUCUAGAAGGUGUGUAUUUUUUGGUCAAAAUAAAGUCAGCCUUACAUCCAAAUGUUAAUGUGUACUCCAAGAUUGGA
Rhincodon typus (whale shark) is the source of this 3571-nucleotide messenger RNA. It is a transcript of the gene cfap70, whose product is annotated as cilia and flagella associated protein 70. Bases 79 to 3408 code for a protein of 1109 amino acids. Gene Ontology annotation, cellular component: motile cilium; extracellular exosome. The transcript is spliced from 28 exons. Gene Ontology annotation, molecular function: protein binding. The record is from RefSeq and is a predicted model, not a curated record. Lineage: Eukaryota; Metazoa; Chordata; Chondrichthyes; Orectolobiformes; Rhincodontidae. Gene Ontology annotation, biological process: cilium movement; cilium assembly.